CUUCUUUCAAUUACGAACGACCGAGUCUCAAAUUUCAACAGUACACUCUUCUCGUAUAUUUCUUCUUUCUUGUUUACUAAUAUCUUAAUGUUCCCGGUUUAAGGUUUUGAGCCAUAACUGUUUGAGUGUUUUACUCUACGCGUUCUCCUCGAUAUCAUUUCAUCCACAGUCUCGGUCCGUCUCACCACAUACAUCUCGGUUCAUCGCUCUUCCUAUCGCGGCAUCUCUUGACCUGCCCUGAUCCUUCUCAGACACGUCUCUUAUACCUGCUUUAUCAUGAACGCAAACUCUCCGGUUCCGCCCAGGGACUCAUCUCUUAAUAUCGAGAGUUCCUCGGCAGUAACCAAUGGAGUAAUCAAUGACACAAACAAGGAGAAGGGGAAGGAGAAUGAGCACCCGAUGCCCAAUAAGCCUUUCUCGUGGCUCGACCCUCAUGUUCAGUUUGUUGUUAUUUACGUUGGGCAGGAGGAGGUUCCUUUUGGUAUCCAAAUGGACUUCAUCUGUGCACGCUCCACUUUCUUUCGGGACAGAUUCAAGGGUUCGGAGACUCCAGAUUCUCUGGAGCACAUUGUCAAGCUUCCCGAUACGACGCCCGAGGUCUUUGGGCGCGUACAGAACUUUCUCUUCACUGGACAGGUCGUCCCCGAACCAGAUACCACUCCGUCUUACGAGGUGCUCAUCGGCGUGUGGAAACUCGGCCACAUGCUCGGUAUCGACGGACUAUGCGACAAGGCAUUGAACACCAUGAUCGAAUGCAGGCGCACUACCCAGCGCAUUCCAGCCACGCCUCUCCUCAUACAGGUUUGGAAGGACACCCCGGAAGGCUCAUCGAUUCGUCAGUUGUUGCUGUCUUGGGCUGCCGAGUACAUGAGAGCGUCAGAUGCUCGGGCCGAGUUCGCCCGCUCUCUCCCACAGGAGGUCCUCAGCGAGUUGGUCGUCAUCAUGAGCUCUCUAGAUUCUGCGCCGCCCGUUCAGGUAGCCUCUCCGGCCGCGAGUCCCGACGCAGACGGUACUAAUCCGUCUCUGAGGAAGAGCGUCCACUACAUCGAAGAAAGUGACGAGGAGGGUAGACGCGGUGCGAAGAGGCUCCGACGCGUGUCUGGUGCUGCUGGCCCAUCUGGCGCGUCGGCACCCCCUACGACCGAACGGAGAUCUCCCGCUAUUCGCCGGGCUGCGAAGCCGAUUCCCAAGCGGCGCUCGGGAACCGGCUUUGCCAUGACCGAGGACGAGAUCACGCCAGAGCACAGAAUAGAAUUCUGCAACAAUCUGUUGACCAAGAUGCUCUCCGGUCCUGGCUUCUGGACCCGACUGGUUGGACCUUUCCGAGAUGCCGUGGAUCCCGAGAAGGAUCAAGUUCCUGAUUAUUUUACAAAAGUGAAGAACCCAAUGGACCUGAUGACGGUCAAGGCCAAGAUGGAUCGUGGCGAGUACAAAACGGACCUCGAGUUCGCGGCCGACGUUCGACUGAUCUUCUUGAACUGCUACACGUACUGGAAGGAGGGAGACCCAAUGUGGGCAGCCUGUGAGAAGUUCCAAAAGACCUUCGAAGACAAGUUCAGCAUGAUGACCCGAUCCAUUCUUCGUUUGAUGAGGGAUCGAGCAGAGCGGACGGAGCGAGGGGAGCCAAUGGACUGAAGAAGCACAUGCACCCGGCAGGCAAGCCCUCUAGGAAGUCAGAGUCCGGUAUAUGUUGUGACCUUAUUUGAAGCGAGACACUGGGAAAGAAUACGGUCUGGCUGGAUUGGUGUCAGGGAAUUGUGCUGGACCUGAUCGGCCUCUGAAUGUUUAAGGAGAGGGAGGUUGCGAUCGCGGGACGUGUAAGAAUAUGGUAUCUGCUUGCCCAAACCGGUCACCAUGACUGGAGGGUUCACAGUUAUUGUGACAACAGCCUUUUCUGUGGGGGGUAUAGGAAGGGUUAGGGAUAAUCGUGUCGGGUUAAUUACUAGGAACGGACCUGACUAGUGUAACAUCUUCUCUGCGGUCACACUGUUAAAAUGCUUGCUCUUAUUCUCUUCAUCUAUUAGGUCCCGC
Sodiomyces alkalinus F11 is the source of this 2031-nucleotide messenger RNA. RefSeq names its product Bromodomain-containing protein. The record is from RefSeq and is a predicted model, not a curated record. Gene Ontology annotation, cellular component: nucleus; chromatin. Lineage: Eukaryota; Fungi; Ascomycota; Sordariomycetes; Glomerellales; Plectosphaerellaceae. The transcript has 4 exons. Gene Ontology annotation, biological process: chromatin remodeling; regulation of DNA-templated transcription. Bases 277 to 1635 code for a protein of 452 amino acids.